This is a messenger RNA of Asparagus officinalis (garden asparagus), 2540 nucleotides long. Its product is annotated as UPF0481 protein At3g47200-like. Lineage: Eukaryota; Viridiplantae; Streptophyta; Magnoliopsida; Asparagales; Asparagaceae. Bases 1268 to 2146 code for a protein of 292 amino acids. The transcript is spliced from 6 exons. The record is from RefSeq and is a predicted model, not a curated record.
GCACUCACCCACCUCGACCUCUCCUUCAGCCGCUUCACUUCGAUCGGUCCCUUCCGGGUUCGUUUGGUGAUUCACCUCAGUCUCCAUCAACCGCAUUCCAACAACUUCCUGCCACGGAGCUCGUGCGCUCUCUCUCUCUCUCUCUCUCCUUCUUGACCAACUUCGUUGGUGGCUGGUGAGUUAAAAUUUGUGCAUCUGUUUACAGAUUAAUUUGCUCUUGCGCCAGUCAACUAAUUAAUUAGAUGGUUAAUUUGUAUGUGGUAUAGUGUGUCUGCUGCCUAACUUGAUAUUUUCUUCGUUCAUUUUGGGCAUAUAUAGAACAAUAUCUAAUAUUGCACAUAUGAGCAUGCCCGUGGUUUUCAUGCAGCAUGUCGUGUGUGCCCCGAAGAUAUAGUUGGUUAAUUAGUUGAGCAACCGAGAUGUCUUGUUCCCUUCACUGUUCACCUACUAAUUCAUAAUUAAAAAAUUAGUUUAAAAUAUUAAUCUGAUUUCUUGCAUAAAAUUAAACUCAAUUAAAAGGUUCAUUUAACGCAUAAAUCUACCUAAUUUCUUGCAGAAAACCCCUCCCAUUGAAAAUCAGAUUUGUUCUACCAUAUGAGUUUUAUAAUACCUUUGAUCAUGUAUAUCUCCUAUAUAUAUGGAUGUCAUUAUAGCUCUCCUGUUUUCGUCUUGACUGAUCUGCAAAGAGUUAGGUGCAUAUGAAACGCUCACAUGUAAACCUAUUUGUGUGCAUGUUGACAGCUAGCCGUUUGUCGUGUUGCAUAUGAAACCGUUAAUUUGUUGUGUUGCAUAUGAAACGCAUGAAGGAAUUGCAUUCUAUAUUUCUCUAUUCUGUGGGCUACCAUUUGAUUUCAUGGUGAGAGUCAUGGGCAUCUAUAGAAAAAUGCAAUGAUGUGACAGCCUAUGUUACCAAUAUUAAUUUUUUUUCUUUCAUCAUUAAAGCUAUAUGGCUAUAUACACUGCCUUUUUAAUUUGUUCUGAGAGACGCAAACUGCCUGUUGUGCUAUUUAUGGUUACAGCCCUAUGCUUUAUAUGUGUAGGCUAGUUUUGUUAGAAAAUGGCAAGGAAAUGGACAAAUUGACAAUUAUUGAUCAAACAAAAUAGCAAACAUAAUGUUACCUCUAAAAAAAGGUCUCUCGCUUGAAGUCCUUUUCAAAUUUCACUUCCCAUCCUUUUAUUGUGAGCUUUUCCUCUAGGUUCACCUUUAUCAUUAUUUCUAACCAGCAACACCAUUAAUUUUCAUCUCAAAAUUUAAAGAAAGAGGAAGAUGGGAGAGAAGUCAGCUAAAAAGCAAUGGGUCAUCGACCUUGAAGAGCUCCAAAGUAUCAACUCUGAGACCGAGAUAGAGAAACGAAAGAAGCACUACAUCUACAGGGUGCCGAACAUCUUGAGGGAGCUCAACUACACAGCCUACACACCCCAGCUCGUCUCUCUGGGGCCUUACCACCACGGCAAGGCCCACCUCAACCCCAUGGAGCGCAAGAAGUACGCGGCUCUCGCCCACUACCUUGAGCGGGCCAAUAAGACUCUCGACGAGGUGAGGGAGUCCCUAAGGCCUCAAAUCCGGGACCUCAUGGACGCGUACGAUAGCCUGGAGGAGCUGUGGACGACGGACGAGGACCGGUUCUUGGAUCUGAUGAUCCUUGAUGAAUGCUUCUUUCUUCAAAUGAUGGUGGGGGGCAAUGACGAGCUCCUGAGGCCAUACAUGAAUCGUGGCCUGUGGAUGGACAUGCGCAGGAUUGAAAAUCAGCUGCCGCUCCUGCUUCUUGUUAUCCUUAUUGAAAUUGGAGGUCACGAGAUGGCCACGUUCCACCGCUUCUACAAAGUUGAGCAGCUUUCCUCUUUUGCGAGAAAUCAGAACAGAGUUCAUCCUCCGUAUGGCCUCAGAGAGAGUUCUUCUUCAGUGCAACAUCGUGUUUCCAAAGUACUGAUCAAUAUCUCAGUCCGUAAGGAGUACAUCAUUAGGGCCACAUUCCACCGCUUCUUCCAUCGCUUCAGAGUUCAUCUUUCGUAUGGUCUCAGCGAGAGUUCUUCUUCAGUGCAACAUCGUGUUCUCAAUGUACUGGUCAAUAUCUCAGAUUACACUAGGAGUUCAUCAUUGUUAAAUGCCAGAUUAAAUGAUGAACUGAUGCCACAGCUAUACUAAAGGAAUUGGAGACGAUGCUUAUCUUCAGACACGUUGAUCACCUUAAGACCCUUUUUGCAAUUGCAUCAACUUCCCAACAAUCGUUUUAAGCAGAUCCGCACACAUCCUGUUUACUCUCUUCAUCAAUCAUCUUCUGCAUGCUCAAAGUUCAAGAUUUUUCUUCAAAAGGUUACAAUAAAUCCUGGUUACACUUCAUCAAUCCUCUUCUUCCUGAAGGUAGUUCAAGAUAUUUCUUCAACAGGUUAAUAUCAAUCAUGUUUAGACUCUUCAUCACAAGUGACUUUUCCCUUUUUCUUUUUCUGACUAUUUCUUUUAUUUCUUUUUCGGACUAUUUCAAGUGUUUCUUACUAUUUCAAUUGUUCCAGGUAAUUUUCAAGUGUUUUAAAGCUUAAGA